Molecule: messenger RNA, 1086 nt
Organism: Mercurialis annua (annual mercury)
Lineage: Eukaryota; Viridiplantae; Streptophyta; Magnoliopsida; Malpighiales; Euphorbiaceae
Exons: 2
Coding region: 125-682 (185 amino acids)
Source: RefSeq, a predicted model, not a curated record
AGAAAGCAAAUACUAAAUUGAAGCUCCACUUUCUCCCUCUCCUUGUUUUUAAAAAAAUUAUCCCCUUUCCCAUCUUUUCAAAAUUUUGGAGGGGAAAUUUCACUUUCAUUUCUCCUUCAAAAAAAUGGAAUCUUCAUCAUCAAUGGGUAAGGAGGGGGAGGAUUGGGAGCUUCGCCAUGACGAAGAUGGCUUCACUUACAAGAUCCUCACCAGCAAUAAAAUGGCCGAGGCCGUUCAGCCUCCUGUCACUGACCGCAAAGCCGAAGAGAGGUGCAGAAAACUACGCAAGAAAAACAUUCUUAUCAAGUUAAAGUCUCAGUACCAAAAAGAGAUUGUUCAGUGGGAACUUUUGUCGAGCACCUUGCUCUCAAUGCAAGACCGAGCUAAUCGGCAGCUUCAAAUGCAAAAAGAACAUCAGAAUUUAGGUCACACAGCGUUGAUUUCGUUGGAAUCGUCCUCUAUGCCUCCACAAGGCAAGGAAAAAACUUAUGGGUCAUUAGUUGAUGAGCUUCUUUUGCAGGCAGAGGCACAAGAAGCUGUAAUAAAUGACAUGACAUACUUAUGUGAUGUAGCAGAAUCAAUGUGCAAUGCUGAACAGGAAUCACUAGCACAAUCAUAUAUUAAUCUACCCAUUUGGUCUUCGCCUCGUAAGCUUAUGGCAGGCCUUCGUGAUGAUGAGUAGGUAGGUUUGUUUGCAGUAGUGUUAUUAUUUUCCUAGUUAGCUUUAGAUUUCAAGAUUGUUUGGAAGAAGAUAGGGUUAGUUAAGGUAUGGGUUUGUAAAGUAGUUGAAAGAAAGGCUUGUUAUGAACCCUUUGUUGUUUAGGGAAAAAGUAAAGUAAAGAAUGGGUUUAUAAGAAAAAAUAUGCUGAAAAUAAAUCUUUAUUUCUCCAAUUUGGUGGAUUCAAAAUUCAUACCUCACCAUUAGAAUCUUCUUUCCAAAUAUCGGCUCGCAAUCCUUACUAACUCUUCACAACAAGUGUGUAUUGAUUCUUAUCUAAGUGCUUGCAGAAGACUUUGCUGUAAUUUAUUCUGUUUGUUGUUGUACAUUUCUUCUUUAUUAAUUAGUCUGACAGUCCCCUUUUUUUA